This is a messenger RNA of Zootermopsis nevadensis, 603 nucleotides long. Lineage: Eukaryota; Metazoa; Arthropoda; Insecta; Blattodea; Termopsidae. The record is from RefSeq and is a predicted model, not a curated record.
AUGAAGAACUCCACCGAAUUCAUCAAUACCAUCAAGUCGCUCCGUGUGGGUCCUGGGGACAUCAUGGUCAGUUUCGAUGUCGUGUCUCUCUACAUCAUGGUACCCGUUGGUCUACGUCUCCUGGAACGGCACUUCGAUGGAGACGUCUUGAGGCUGUUCCAUCUUGUACUAACAUCAUCCUACUUCAAGUUCGGCGGCCAGUUCUACGAACAGACCGACGGUGUGGCUAUGGGUUCCCCACUAUCACCUGUCAUCGCCAAUUUUUUCAUGGAGCAUUUUGAAGAAAUGGACGGGGCGACCUUCAAGCCCCUCUGUUGGUUCCGUUACGUGGACGACAUGUUUGUUAUCUGGCCCCUCGGCCCUGGCAAGCUCGCGGAGUUCCUCAACCACCUCAACAGUAUUCACGAGAGUAUCCAGUUCACCAUGGAGACAGAAAAGAACGGCCAUCUCCCAUUCCUCGACAUAGAUAUCCACCGGAAACCUGAUGGCUCAUUAGUCCACAAGGUUUACCGAAAAUCAACCCAUACCGACUUUUACCUCAAUUCCAAUUCCCAUCACCACCCGUCCAACAAACAGGCUUUCGACCCUGGUACACAGGGCUAA